UUUCUCCUCCACGUACGCAACCCCUAGCACCUAUCCUAGCUAGCUACCCACAUCUACCUGCAUAUGGUUCAUGGAUGGUUUCGUGCGUGAAUGACAUGUACGUCCUACUCGUUUCUUGUAGGUUGGCACGUACCGCUUAUAAAUUCGACGAGAUAGAUGGAUGGAUCGAUCAAUCGUAUCGAGGUGUUCUUCUCGUGACCGGCCUUCUUCUCGUCUCCAACUGCUGAUGAGAUGACGCCCAUUGCCGCCGCCGGCAAGAAAAACAAUGGAGCUAUCUCCACCUGCAGCACGUGCAGGCAGCUGAUCAAACUCUUUCCUCUCCACCUGAUCAUCGUCCUUCUCCUCGGCGUCGCCACCAGCGGUGGGUCGGCGGCGAGGUCGUUCAGCUUCCACAACGCGUGCGCGCACCCGGUGUGGGUGGGCGCUCUCAACGGCGCCACAUCGCCGCCGCUCGCCCGCACCGGCUUCUACCUCGCCUCCGGCGCCACCGACGCCAUCGCCGCCCCGUCAUCCGGCGCCUGGUCCGGCAACUUCUGGGCCCGCACCGGCUGCGCCGUCGACUCCUCCACUGGCCGCCUCGCCUGCGCCACCGCCGACUGUGGCACCGGCGGUGUCGCCUGCGCCGGCCGCGGGCCCGCCCCGCCCGUCACGCUCGCCGAGGUCACCCUCGCCGCUCCGGGCGGAGGAGGCCUGGACUUCUACGACGCCAGCCUCGUCGACGGCUUCAACCUGCCCCUCUCCAUCGCGCCCGACAACAAUGGGGACGGCGGUGCCUGCCGCGCCGCGGCGUGCGCGGGCGACGUGAACGCUGUGUGCCCGUCGGACCUGCGCGUGGUGUCCGGCUCCGGCGAGGUGGUGGCCUGCAAGAGCGCGUGCAACGCCUACGGCAGCGCGCGCUACUGCUGCACUGGCGACUACGGCACGCCGACGGCGUGCGGCCCCACGAACUACUCGCGGGUAUUCAAGACCGCCUGCCCGUCCGCCUACAGCUACGCCUACGACGACGCCAGCUCCACCUUCACCUGCGCCGGCGCCACCACCUACCACAUCACCUUCUGUCCCAUUACCUGAUUAAUGGCACACCCAAUUCGUUCGUUAAAUAUACAGUAAAAUUUACUUUGUCACACGAAGUUUAAUUCUUCAUUGAAAAAAGGUAUACAAAAGUAGAAAAAGGAAAUACAAAUAUGUUUUUCU
Molecule: messenger RNA, 1194 nt
Organism: Hordeum vulgare subsp. vulgare (domesticated barley)
Lineage: Eukaryota; Viridiplantae; Streptophyta; Magnoliopsida; Poales; Poaceae
Product: thaumatin-like protein 1b
Exons: 1
Coding region: 232-1071 (279 amino acids)
Biological process (GO): defense response
Cellular component (GO): extracellular region
Source: RefSeq, a predicted model, not a curated record